This is a messenger RNA of Anguilla rostrata (American eel), 2314 nucleotides long. It is a transcript of the gene c18h10orf53, whose product is annotated as chromosome 18 C10orf53 homolog. The record is from RefSeq and is a predicted model, not a curated record. Bases 140 to 418 code for a protein of 92 amino acids. The transcript has 3 exons. NCBI's taxonomy places the organism in Eukaryota, Metazoa, Chordata, Actinopteri, Anguilliformes, Anguillidae.
UGAGUGCAGCUUGUCGGGAAAAUUUCCAAGUGCUUGCUUCCAUAGCGAUGACGCUUCGUUGUUGCUAAGAAACAAACAGUGCCAUUUGUUUAGUGCUAACUGAGUUAGGAGUUCAGUCUAAUCCUUGCUAAAAUCACUUAUGCCUCCAAACUCUUUGGUGAUUGUGCGAUAUGGCCCGUAUGAAUCGUGUGGCACCGUGGAAUACCGAACUUUCCGUCUGGAGGGCCUAGAAGCCGCCUUGACAGAGGAUGGCCAUCGCUGCGUCCUCGAGAAAAUACAAGACUGGAACAAAGUGGAGCUUGUUGUCAAUGGUGAAUGUGUUUUUGCAUGCAACAUACGGGAUCUUGAAUUUGGAGGAGAUGGCAGACUGGAUCCACUUUGCCAGGACGCGAAAAGCGCUGUGAAGGACGCAUACUGAGCGGCUGGGUGGAAAUUCCUGCAUGUUUUAUCCGUAUAUAAUCAGAGGAAUCUUUUAUACAAUAUAAAAAUUAUAUUUUUUGUAAAAACGAAACGAAACAAAACACAAGGGAAUAAGUAGAAUGCGAUUUCAGAUGUUAUGACUGUUAACUCAUCCUGUAUAAAGUAAAACUUUUAAAAUUCAGCUGCUUAGCCUACCUCAAAACCUUUCAUCUGGUCUGUCAAUGUCAUCUCUUCACGCAGAUUCCAGGCUGCAAUUCAGGUAAUGGAGAUGCAUCUAAACUUCAUUUUAAAAAUCCAAGUAUUAAAAAGGAAUGCAGUUGCUAGUUGCAGAUUUGCUGGCUGUAUGCAGACACUGGAUCAUGUGCAUACAUCAUAACUCAUCAAAAAGUUUACAGUAGACCCUUGUAUAACACAAAGAUACUUUGUUUUGUCUUUUUUUUUGGUCAUUUUGUUGGUCACUGAAGUCACAAAACAGUUUCUGAAGACGCAAAGUUGCAUGGAAUUGCAAAUGGACUGAAUGCAGGUCAGAACAGAGUGGUGUGUGCAACAUGCAGAUAAACGCACAAGGCUGCGGGCAUCACCAGGAGGAGGAGAGAUGGGGCAGUAAUGUAAACACUGCCAAUACUUCAGCAUCCCAGCUGGAGCUUGUACACAGAACACCUGGUCAGGGAAAGGCCACCAAAAAAGACGCAAAAUCACACAGGCACCCACAAGGUCACCAAAUGACCAUGUUUUAUUGCUGUUUCAGAAAAAAGUAAAGGUGUACCUGCAAGUAAUGACAAAUUUACCCUGUAACACUCAUGGCAGAGAUCAUUUAUAUUUUAGAUUUAAAAGCUAUUUUACAUUAUUACAUAUUUUAUAUUAUUAAAAUGUACUGUCAUAAACAUAAAGCAAUAAUUUCUUCAAAGACAUUUACUAAGUAACAUGUAGCAGAACUUGUUUUCUCAUGAUAGGUACAGUUAAAUAAGUCUUAUUCUCCCACUGCUUGAAUAUUUAUUGAAUCUAUAUAUUCAAAUGUAACCUAUGUGUAGGUACGUUUAUUAAAUUAAUUAUUAUAUUGUAUCUUUUCGAAUAUACAUAUUAUAAUUAUGUCAUAAUUGGUAUGGAUACAUUUUCAGAAAAAGACAGAAUACAUAGCCACAUCUACAAGAAAAUCAUUUUACUUGUGAAAAAGUGCAAUUGAUGAAUGCUGACCCUGCUAAAGCAAUACAGUGACUUUAACUUUUAAGAUUAAUAAUCCACAUUAAAAACGGGAAAGAAAAUGAAAUAAAUGUUCAUAGUUAAUAUUUAGCUAAUAUUUAUCACCUUAAACUAUUGUAUCAACUAUAUAUAGGUGAUAAUAGAGGCUUUUUACAAUAAUUUAUAUCAUUUUUAUAAAUAUAUCUGCUCAAAAAUAAAGCCUGCUAUUUAUUUUUAUAUAAUUGCAUGCAGCAUGGGCUCUCGAUGCUAUGCAAAUAUAGUGAAUAAGCGAAUACCGUUCCUAUAAUUGAAUAGAAAUAUCAGCAUUGUGAUAUUCUGUGCUACAUUAGGAUAUGAAUAAAACAAUGAACCAGCACUGCUUCAAAUGAUUUUGGAGUCACCCAUAUCAAGCUUGUUUCAAACAAUUCAUCCUUAACUUAAAAAAAACAGGUCUUUAAUUCCCCAGGGUUAAUUUGAGUUGAGACUACUUUGAUUGUUACUGAACUGUGUGCAGAAAAAAUGAACUCUUACAGUAAUUUGUAAGUUACACACAGAAUGUUUCUUUUUGCUUAAAACUAUGCUUUACAUGAAUAUGCAUAUUUAAUUGAUUGUCUAGUUAAGUUUAUAUAAUUGCUGCUUUACUUUUAUUUGUUUUACUGUUUUACAGCAUGUAGUUGUACUCUGCUCUUCAUGAUUAAAUAUUGUUUACUCUUCA